Molecule: messenger RNA, 4834 nt
Organism: Chlamydomonas reinhardtii
Lineage: Eukaryota; Viridiplantae; Chlorophyta; Chlorophyceae; Chlamydomonadales; Chlamydomonadaceae
Exons: 20
Coding region: 189-4142 (1317 amino acids)
Molecular function (GO): protein binding
Source: RefSeq, a predicted model, not a curated record
AUCCCCCAACCAACUGAGUUUUAGGAAGAGCCAGCGUGGAACAUUUUUUCCAAAUUUCAACUAGAUACCCGGCGCGAGCAACGAAGGCUGCGGAUUGACGCCCACCACUGGUUGAAUUUACAUUUUAACACUUGUUGACCUACGUGAUAGCCCGGCAGCGGCCGUAGGGCCGGGGAGAUCCCGCGACCAUGCCUCAAGGCCGCGGUUCUCGGGGCCGCGGAAAGGGCAAUCACGAGGCGUUUACAUAUAUUGACGCCUCAGGCCGUGGCUCAGGCACAUCGCGUGGGGGCGGACGCGGGGGGCGUGGAGGUGGCCGUGGUGGUGGCCGUGCAGGGACAGGAGCACCUGCUCGCGACGAUGCCGGCUUUCCUGCUGGCUCCUCGCCACCUCGGGGACACGAUGGCGGCAGGGGCGGCCGCGGCGGAGGCCGCGGAGGCCGCGGUGGGCCUUCCCGCACUGGCGAGGAAGGCGGCGGCGGCCGCGGAGGCCGCGGAGGGCGCAGCGCGGGGGCAGCGCAGCUAGGCACCAGCCCAUAUGGUCGCGGCAGCGGCGGCCUCAGUGGCGGCGGCGGCUUCAGCGGCGGCGGCGGCGGUUUUAGCGGCGGCAGCGGCUUUAGCGGCGGCGGCGGCUUUAGCGGCGGCGGCUUUACGCCGUCGGGCGGCGGCCGCGGUGGCGCUGCCGGCGGGCGCACGGCAGGCCGGACGCCCGGCAGUGCGGGCCGGGGCGCCGGUGGUUCCGCGCACAAGGGCGGCCCCGCAGCCCCCACCAUCUACGGCCUGGCCAACCAGUACCUGUUCGUCGAGCUGGAGAGCGACGGCGUGUGGAAGGUGUCGGUGCCCAACGGCCAGCGCUUCAGCAAGGCCUUCCUGGCGGGACUGGAGGUGUGGGCGCGACAGCUGCUGGCAGGUGAGGAGCCUGUGCUGCAGCGCGCAGUGGCGGCCGCCGCCAAGACGCCCAGCGCCGCGGCGCCAAGCAACGGCUCUGGCGCUGGCGCAGACAGCACCUCCGGCCGGGUUCCCAAUUUCAUCCCUCCACCGCCGCCACCUUCCGGCACCACUGGCGCGCACCCUAUCACCACGCUCACUGGCAGCGGCCUACCUGGCCUGGACACCAUCGCCAAGUCCGCUGGCGGCGGCAGCGGCGGCGCCGGCAGGGCCCCCGCGCCCGGCCUCAUCCCGCCGCCGCCGCCGCCCGCGGCGCCGCUGGCAGCCGGCGGCGCCGUCGCAAACCCUGACGCCGACGGCGCGCUGGACUUCGUAUCCAUGCUGCAGGCGCAGAUGGGCUUGGGUGGCAGCGGCGGCGGCGCCGCCGCCAGCAGCAACUUCGCCACGCCGGGCUCCGCCGCCGCCAACGGGAGCUACACCGGCAGCGUGCGUGUGGACGGCGGUGGUCGGGGGAGCGCCGCCGACGGCGAGGCCGACGCGGAGUCGCCGGAGGUGGGCCCCGUGGCGGCGGCGGCGGCGGCGGCUGGGGGUGCGGGUGCGGACGCUGGUGCGGGGGAGUACCGCGGCCUCAUGGCGGCUGUGGAGGAUGAGAUGGCGGCGGCCGGGCCCGUGUCGCACAACCCGUUCGCGCUUGAUAACGAGGAGGCGGAGCAGGAGGAGGAGCAGGAGGGGGAGGAGGAGGAGCUGGAGGAGGAGGAGGGGCACGAGGAUGAGGAGGAGUUGAUGGAGGAGGAGCUGGAGAAGGAAGGAGGCGCGUGUGAAGAUGACGACGACGACGACGAGGCCUACCUGGACGACUAUGAUGAGGAGCGCGACGACUACGAUGAGGAUGAGGAUGAGGACGAGGAUGAGGAUGAGGAUGAGGAUGAGGAUGAGGACGGCUCGUACGACGAGUCCGCCGAGGCCUACCUGGCCGACCUGGAGGAGCAGGACAUGCACCCGGGCGACCCCACACCCCCGGCGGCCGUCGCGGCAGCAGGCGGCAGCGGCAGCGCAGCCAAGGCCGGCGGCCGGCCGGCGCCGCCGCGCCUGGCGGCGGCCGCAGGCGGCCGCGGCGGCGGCGGCUCCGCCGCCGCCUUCCCGUCCUUCAUCCCGCCGCCGCCUCCGGCGGCUGGGGCCGCGACGCCGCCGCCCCCGCCGCCUCCUGCUCCCAUCGCCCGCGCUGCGGCUGCCGCCUCCCCGGCGCCGCCUGCAUCUACAGCUGCUGGCGCCGCCUCCGGCGCCCGGCCGGUCGGCAGUGUGCCGAUCAGCCUGGGGCUGCUGCGGCAGCUGCGCAGCCUGGACGAGUGCGGGCGGCUGCGUGUGAGUGUGCGGCUGGAGCGCCAGUCGCUGAACGACACGGAGCUGGAGAUGGUGGCGGACUGGUUCCAGCCUUGCACGGGCUCCUUGCGGUGGGGUGGGGUCAUGAAGGGCCGGCCACGGCUGCAGGACCAGGAGCGGGCGGCCUCGCUACUGGUGCCGGCCAAGUUGUGGCUCUUCGACAACCGCAUCGGGGACGUCGGCGCGGCGGCUGUGGCUCGCGCGCUGCUGCACCCGGCCCUUCAGGAGCUGCACCUGUCCCACAACUUCAUCGGGGACAAGGGCGCUGCCGCGCUGGCUGCCGCGCUGCCAGCUCAGCGGCCCGCGGGGCUGCGGCCGCUGUGGUUGCGGCUGGAGUGGAACAUGCUCAACGUGGACCUUCUGCGGGAGCGCCUGGACGAGCAGGCGGUGGCGCGCGGCCUCGUCACCGACAUCCCGCGGAUAGAGGCGACGGGCAAGCCUACGGGCCGUGUGCAGCCCGGCGCGGCCGGAAGUUCCGGCGGCGGCGGCGGCGGCUUCGCGCCCGGUCACGACUUGAAGCUGGUGCUGCAGCGGGGCGUGGCGGCGGCGGUGCAGCUGCCGUGGAUCACGUGCCAGAAGCAGGCACCCAGCGAGGCCGACGUGCUGCGGGCAGUCAAGGGCUUUUACAGGGAGCGGGCGCCCGAGCCCGCCGCGGCCGCGGCCUCCAGUUCAGCGCCUGCACCCAAGCCCGCGCUGGCGUCCGCGGCGCCGGCUCCCACGCCUCCCAGCAAGCCCAAGCCCGCCACGCCGGCAGCGCCCGCCAUGCCGCCGCCUCCGCCCGUGCUGCCCGAGCCUCAGCCCGGUGACGAGCUGUACCGGGCCGGGCCGCUGCUGCUGUUCCCGGACACCUCGGCGCUGCUGGCCAUGCUGGGAGGCAACGCGUCGCAGCUGGCGGGUCGGGCGCCGCCGCUGGACUGGGGGCUGCUGCUGGAGCUGGCGGGCGAGGGGCGCUUCGGCCGCAGCCUGCCGCCGGAGGAGCAGGUGUUUAUCGUGGUGGCGGACUCGGUGAUGAAGCAGUUGGACGGACUCAAGACGUCUAUGGACGCGUGCUCGGCCAUCCGCCGCUUCAUGCGAGACGGGCUGGAGCAGGCGGGCCCCGCGGGCUACGACUUCCUGACGCUGCUGGGCAGCCACGAGGGCGAGGGCCUGGCUCUGGAGGCGGGCGGGCGGGAGGGGCUGGCGGGCAGCCGCAGCGCCGCCGUGUCCAGCCGGGGCCAGGCGGUGGACAUGAAGAUUGUGGAGGUGGCGCUGUUCUUCCAGGGCGAGGUGGUCAGGGCCAUUGAGCCCACUGCCGAGGGCGCCGCCGCCGCCGCGGCCUGCUGCCUGCCAGUCAUGCUGUUGUCCAACGACAACGGACAAAUCGCCAGCGCCAAGAGCCACGGCCUGCCGGCCUUCAGGCUGUCCUCGGCAACGGACCUGGCUGCGCAGCUGGCGGAAGUGCGCAGCAGCGGCGGCGCCCUGACGGCCACACUGCUGCGCCGCCUGCUGGCACCUCAGGCGACCAAGGGUCUUGGCUCCAUUGCUACCCGCAGCGUCCAGGAGCACUUCGACUGCGCCGUGGGCACGAUGCAGGGCGUGGUGGACGCAUUGGCUGCGUUGGCGGGGCCCCUGGAGCAAGUCACGGCGCUGGCCCAGUCGGCUCCGGAGCAUGAGGAGGGCUCCGCGGCGGCCGCGCUCGUCAAGAUCAGGGACCUGCUUGCCGGUGGUGGCAGUGCGAGCGCGGCAGGCGGUGGCGGCCUGGCGGCGGGCGUGUCGGCGCUGCUGUCCGGGCUGCGGUCGGAGCUGGCGGGCUGGGAGGGCGUCAUCAAGAGCCACCAGGCCCCUAGUCGCUUGGUGCAGUGGGCGGCCCUCACGCCGGGCUCCAAGCAGGCCAAGUAGAGCCGCGCUGGCCUAGUAGGACCUAGCGGGUGAUGAGCGCCCCCACAGCGAGCAUGGUGCACAAGCCAACUGUCUCUGUGUAGUCUGGGCACCCGGCAGAGCAGCAGCACACAAGCGCGCUGAGUUGCACUUGAGCUGGCUUGGUUGCGUCAUGGGACCAUGACAAGGGUUCAGCGCGUGGGUUCAGCGUUAUAAGAAUCGCUGUUGGAUCCGAUCGGGACUAAUUGGGCGGAAAUCGGCACCAAGGGACUAGUGCGGUGGGGGAUCCUUAACGGCAAAUAACUCGGACCUAGAAUGCGGACGACGGGUUUAGUUCAGGCUUGUGGUUCUGCGGUUGAGUCUGCAGAUACCGACAGCGGAUUGACACGGCUAUUCAGGUGUGAGGUGUGGCGCUGGUGGCGACGGCGGGUGCUGGGGAAAGACCAAUGUAGCCGCAGUUUGGAGGCUGCAACCGGGCAGUGUUCGCCAAGAAUGGUAACGUCAUGGGCAGGAGCGUGUGGCCACAGUGCACCUGCCGUUUGCCCACAGUCCGUAGGAAGGCUGUAUGUGGCCCGAACUUGCACCCGCACACCUCACAACUUCAGGUACACAGGGGCCGCACACCGCGUGCAUCAACGGCUCAACGCGCGGGGUUUCUUGCAUGAUCAUAGUACGGCAUCAGGACAAAAUGCCUGAAUUUAAGAGCGCGGGCC